This is a messenger RNA of Oryza brachyantha (malo sina), 2065 nucleotides long. Its product is annotated as probable methylenetetrahydrofolate reductase. Gene Ontology annotation, biological process: tetrahydrofolate interconversion. The record is from RefSeq and is a predicted model, not a curated record. Gene Ontology annotation, molecular function: FAD binding; methylenetetrahydrofolate reductase [NAD(P)H] activity. Gene Ontology annotation, cellular component: cytosol. NCBI's taxonomy places the organism in Eukaryota, Viridiplantae, Streptophyta, Magnoliopsida, Poales, Poaceae. The transcript is spliced from 12 exons. The coding region runs from base 88 to 1872 and encodes 594 amino acids.
CCCUCUGCCCGCGCACGACGCCAUUAGAGCGCAAAGCCGAAGCAUCGGAAGGAGAGGGAGGGGAGGGAAGGUUCUAGAAGGUUCGAGAUGAAGGUGAUCGAGAAGAUCCGGGAGGCGGCGGCGGAUGGCCGGACGGUGUUCUCCUUCGAAUACUUCCCGCCCAAGACGGAGGAGGGGCUCGACAACCUGUUCGAGCGGAUGGACCGCAUGGUGGCGCACGGCCCCAACUUCUGCGACAUCACCUGGGGCGCCGGGGGAUCCACCGCCGACCUCACCCUCGAGAUCGCCAACCGGAUGCAGAACAUGGUCUGCGUGGAAACAAUGAUGCACCUGACAUGCACCAAUAUGCCGGUUGAGAAUAUUGAUGAGGCCUUAACAACAAUCAAAUCUAAUGGGAUUCAAAAUGUUCUGGCACUUAGAGGGGAUCCUCCACAUGGUCAGGACAAGUUUGUUCAAGUUUCUGGUGGAUUCGCUUGUGCUCUUGAUUUGGUACGGCACAUUAAGGCCAAGUAUGGUGAUUAUUUUGGUAUUACUGUUGCUGGCUAUCCAGAGGCCCAUCCUGAAGUAAUACACAGUGCGGAAGGGGCUACACUGGAAGCAUACAGCAACGAUCUUGCUUAUUUGAAGCAAAAGGUUGAUGCUGGUGCUGACCUUAUUAUUACGCAGCUUUUCUAUGACACUGAUAUUUUUCUCAAGUUUGUGAAUGACUGCCGUCAAAUUGGAAUAACCUGCCCCAUCGUUCCUGGCAUAAUGCCAAUAAAUAAUUACAAAGGUUUCCUGCGCAUGACUGGAUUCUGCAAAACUAAGAUACCAGCUGAGAUCACCGCUGCACUGGAUCCUAUUAAAGACAAUGAGGAGGCAGUCAAAGCAUAUGGAAUCCACCUUGGCACUGAAAUGUGCAAGAAAGUUCUAGCUAGCGGAAUCAAGACCUUGCACCUUUACACACUCAACAUGGAGAAGUCUGCUCUAGGAAUAUUACAGAACCUUGGAUUAAUCGAGGAGUCCAAGGUCGCAAGGUCAUUGCCUUGGAGGCCCCCAACAAAUGUUUUCCGUGUCAAGGAGGAUGUUCGCCCUAUAUUCUGGGCUAACAGACCAAAGAGCUAUAUUUCAAGGACCCUUGGUUGGGAUCAAUACCCGCAUGGGCGCUGGGGUGAUUCCCGAAACCCAUCAUAUGGAGCACUUACUGACUACCAGUUCACUCGCCCACGUGGGCGUGGUAAGAAGCUCCAGGAGGAAUGGGCUGUUCCACUGAAAUCUGUUGAAGACAUUAACGAGCGAUUCAUGAACUUCUGCCAAGGAAAACUUACAAGCAGCCCCUGGUCUGAGCUUGAUGGUCUUCAACCUGAGACAAAGAUAAUAGAUGACCAGUUGGUGAAGAUUAACCUGAAGGGCUUCCUUACCAUCAACAGCCAACCUUCUGUCAAUGGAGAGAGAUCUGAUUCACCCAGUGUUGGAUGGGGCGGCCCAGGAGGUUAUGUUUACCAGAAGGCCUAUGUUGAGUUCUUCUGUUCAAAAGACAAGCUGGAUCAACUAAUUGAGAAGAGCAAAGCAUUCCCUUCCCUUACAUACAUUGCCGUGGACAAGAAUGGAGAAUCAUUCUCAAACAUUCCUACAAACGCUGUGAAUGCUGUCACAUGGGGUGUUUUCCCUGGCAAGGAGAUAAUCCAACCUACAGUUGUUGACUCAGCGAGCUUUAUGGUUUGGAAAGACGAAGCUUUCGAAAUUUGGUCAAAGGGAUGGGCUUGCCUGUUCCCUGAGGGUGACUCAUCUAGGGAGAUACUAGAUAAGGUCCAGAAGAGCUACUUCUUGGUUAGCCUCGUGGACAACGACUACAUCAACGGUGACCUAUUCGCUGCGUUCAAGGAGAUCUGAUGACACCUCAUAGUCUGCAACCUCUCGUGUCUAAAUUCCUAUCUUUACCAAGUGUUAUUGCUUCCACGACUAUAGGGGCAGCUUCAUCCGAAAGCUUUUGCUCAUUUGAUCUCGAAGGAGUCAUCUAGUCUUAUUCUCCUGAUUUGUAUCUCCAUCCAAUAUCAAUAAAAAUUGAGUUGUGUUUUCCUCCUUU